Messenger RNA from Eimeria acervulina, 301 nucleotides. Its product is annotated as Multidrug/pheromone exporter, MDR family, ABC transporter family, related. Gene Ontology annotation, molecular function: ATPase-coupled transmembrane transporter activity. The annotation marks the transcript as partial. Lineage: Eukaryota; Apicomplexa; Conoidasida; Eucoccidiorida; Eimeriidae. The record is from RefSeq and is a predicted model, not a curated record. The transcript is spliced from 2 exons.
AGCUUUAAUACGGAAACCUCGACUUUUAAUAUUAGACGAGGCUACAUCGGCUUUAGACGUGGAAAGCGAGAGGGUUGUUCAACAGACGAUUGACGAAUUGCUCGCAGCAGAGAAACGCAGCACCAUCAUAAUUGCCCACCGACUUUCUACUGUGCGGAAUGCAGACAAAAUCGUGGUUCUGACAAACGAGGACAGGAAAGGAAGCCGAGUGGCGGAGGUGGGAACCCACGACGAGUUGAUGCAGAUUAAGGGGGGCCUAUACAGAACGCUUGUUGGGCUGGCAUCAAUGCAGGCUAAGUAA